Molecule: messenger RNA, 2961 nt
Organism: Chelonus insularis
Lineage: Eukaryota; Metazoa; Arthropoda; Insecta; Hymenoptera; Braconidae
Gene: pio
Exons: 9
Coding region: 697-1971 (424 amino acids)
Source: RefSeq, a predicted model, not a curated record
UUGAAAAGAUGUUUGCGGUUACCAGUCUCGAGUCUUGCGUCGGCUUAAACGGACGCCGGUUGUUUAAAUAAUAGAUAAAACAGGUGAAGUUGGUACAAAAAGUGUCGAAAUCUUGUUAAAAAUAUAAACUAUGCAUUUCCGGAAAAAACCAAAUGAUAAAUAGUUGUAGGAUAUAAGAAUAAAUUGGAGCAAGAUUCUGAUUAAACUGUUGUAACAAAUUGUGGAAAAAUUUUUACGUGGAAUAAUUAAUUAGUUUAAAUACUUGAGUGUUACAAAAUGUUGGAUAAGUCGAGACGAGCCAAUAUCCAAAUCGAGAAGAACCUGUGGGACAAGCUGCCAUGCAUGGAUUGCAAGUAAUCUACUCCAAGAGACAAAAAAUUCAUUUCGAUGAGAUGACAGUGUUGCAAUUAAUAGGAAAAAAUUAUAGAUAGGUUAUAAAAGUCAUAGUUCAUAAAAAUGAUCAUGUGAAUGAAGUGAAUACAGUUUUGUUGAUUUUUAUUGGAUUAUUUUUAAUUCAAAUUAAUUAAAAGGUUAAUUUUUUAAUACUUUUGAACGCGCCGCCAUUUUGGUAUCACUUGGCUAUUUCUGGACGAAUAAUUAAACUUUGUCUUAUAUAUAUUUUUAUCUAUAAUACUGUCAAAAUUUAUUGAUGAUCAAAUUGAUUUAUAUUUUUUGAAAAAUUUAAUAAUCGUAAUCAUGAGGAAAAUAUCACUUGGAGCUAUGAACCGGUGGAGUGUCGCACUUAUUUAUGCAUCUAUUUUGAUGGUACAACUGGAAGGUGUUGCAUUGGGAGCACAAAUACCAGCAGGAUACGGCAUCUUGCCCACCUCCACAGUAGCAGUUGCCAGCACUGUUAGGAUUGAGUGUGCAAGCGAAUCGAUAAGAGUCCAUAUAUCAACUGAAAAAAAUACUGACUUUCAUGGACUGGUUUAUCCUAGAGGAUUAUCAAAAAAUAGUUCCUGUUUACAGGAGUAUAAAAGUCAACCUGUACCAAUCACCUAUCGUUUACCUCUACGAUCCUGCAACACUAUGCCAACGGAAUUGGAUGAUGGUGGAAUCGAAUAUUUCAAUACAAUUGUCGUUCAGCCGCAUUUAAAGCUAGUUACAAAUCAAGGAAGAGCCUUCCAUGUAAGAUGCCGCUAUCAGACUCGAGAUAAAGUUGUUACGAAUGACCAAACACGUGUGGCUAUGCUCCAAUCUCUUCCGUUACAGGCCACUGCUCCAAUGCCUGGAUGCACAAUGAAGAUCUUUAGUGGUGAUCCCACUCGUCACCAUGUUGCUGAGAAUGUCAAGAUCGGUGACCCGCUGACCCUAGUCAUCAGUAUUGACAAGCAAGAGAUGUUUGGGCUUAAGAUAUCUGAUUGUAUCGUAAGAGAUGGUUUGGGGUGGGGUGAACAAAGACUUAUCAACGAUGAAGGAUGUCCAGUUGAUGGUGAAAUCAUGGGCCAAUUCACGUACAGUGAAGAUAAGACUGAAGCUAGAGUCAACUUUCAAGCACACAAGUUUCCUUACACUGCCAGUGUUUAUUACCAAUGUAAUGUUCGAUUGUGUACAAAACAAGGUGGAGGAUGUUCAGAUACGCCACCAUUGUGUAAUGAAAUAAAUCGAAAACGAAGAGAAACGCCUGUCCGAGCUCUUGAGGAUAAAGACUCGUCGACUCUUGAUGGUACUCCUGCUACUAUUGAAGUCUACAGUGGACUCUACGUGAAUGAAGCCUCAGAUCUUGGUGGAAAGUCUGAUCUUUCUGAUGACGUCUUUCGAGAACGAACGAUUGAUGAUGCAGAUAGCAUAUGUAUAUCUCAAAGAAGUUUUGCAAUAGGAAUUGCUAUUGCUGGUUUGAUUUUAAUGCUUGCGGUAGUGGCAGCUAUUUUGGUUCUACUUGCUAAAAGACGUCAUAAAAAUAUUUCAACUACUGGUUCAUCAAUUUAUAGUGGACCAUAUACUAAUACUGCCUAUAGUCACAGCAGUUGAAGCAAAGUAUGCGAUUAAACUCGAUAAAUUUUUGCUCAAGUGUUCAAAAAAGUUUCAUAGACUUUUAUUAUAUGAAAGUUUGAAACUUAAAUUUUUGAUAAGUCAUCGAAAACUACUCAGUCAUUUAUGAACGACUGCCGCACUAAACUGUGACGCUUAUUUUUAUUUUUAUUAUUAUUUUUAAUUAUCAGUUAAUAUAAAACUAAAAAAUUAUACACUUCAAUGAAAAAAAACUAGUUCUUAGGAUAGUUAAAUAUUUAAAAAAGAAAUGAAAUUUCUUUGUGUUAAAAAUAUUUAAAUUGCUGGUCUAAUGGCUUUACUGCCGGUAUUUAUUUAUUUUUCAUUCGUUUUUUUUUAUUUUAAAAUUUUGAAUGCAAAAGUAUUGUCAUUAAGUUCAGCACAAAACGUAAAAGAAAGAACUAAAGUCAUGGGUAAAUGGUGAUGGGUACGAGAUAAUUUACAGACAAUUAAACAAAUCGUAACUAAUUUUCUUAACUUCUUAAGGAAGAUAAAAGAAUUCUGCAUGAAUUACAAUGAAAGAGAAAUUAUUGAGAAACCAUUGCUGAAACAAGAUUUAAAAAGAAAGAAAGUGUAAAAAGUAAAUCUUGUGGCAAUCUUUCUCUUCUGUUCUCUCAUUUUUCAUUGUAUAGAUUUAGAAAAGUGCAAUAUAGGAUUUUUGAAAAUAUCCUAAGGAACGGCAAACAAUUAUUUAGGUCACUCAAUUAUAUUUAAGAAGCGGGGAAAAUGUAAUUUCUAGCUAAGAUCUCCGUGGCAUUGGUUCACAGUUACAUUGAAGAAAAAAAAAUUUUUUAAAAUAAUAAUAAUAAUGAAUUUUUUUUCAAUAUCGUUUAUAAUUAAUUAAUUUAAUGGAUAAAAAAAAUAUCUCACAAUGACACUCUGGACCUUUGUCACCAAUGACAGAAUGUAGUAUUUUACAUUAUUUUUGUAAAUAACAUAAUUAUGAUCAAAUAAAAAAUACUUAAUAAGUAA